Messenger RNA from Anopheles maculipalpis, 5003 nucleotides. RefSeq names its product protein 4.1 homolog (gene cora). Lineage: Eukaryota; Metazoa; Arthropoda; Insecta; Diptera; Culicidae. Bases 21 to 5003 code for a protein of 1660 amino acids. The record is from RefSeq and is a predicted model, not a curated record. Gene Ontology annotation, molecular function: structural molecule activity; actin binding. Gene Ontology annotation, cellular component: plasma membrane; cytoskeleton. The transcript is spliced from 13 exons.
AGAACCUAAUUGACUGUACAAUGCCUGGAGAGUCAACGAAAGCGGCGGAUCCGGCCGCUGCCACAAGUCCCAGCACACCGAAGAAGAAGCCCACCAAUUCAAAGGCGGCUCUUGCGAAGGUUACCCUGCUCGAUGGUUCUAUUCUGGAGGUGACCAUUGAUCGCAAAUGCCGUGGACGCGACCUGCUGAACUCGGUCUGCGCCGGUCUGAACAUACUGGAGAAAGAUUACUUCGGGCUGACGUACCACACAGCAAACGAUCCACGCGCCUGGCUCGAUCUCGAGCGCCCGGUGACGAAAUUCUUCCGCUCCGAUCCGUGGGACCUCUCAUUUGAGGUGAAAUUCUACCCACCGGAACCGGCCCAGCUGCAGGAGGACAUCACGCGUUACCAUCUGUGUCUGCAGGUGCGAAAUGACAUCCUGGAGGGCCGGUUGCCCUGCUCGUUCGUUACACAUGCCCUGCUCGGAUCGUAUCUGGUACAGUCCGAGCUGGGUGAUUACGAUCCGGCAGAGAUGAAGGAUCGUUCUUAUCUGAAGGAGUUCAAGAUCGCACCCAACCAAACACCGGAGUUGCUAGAUAAGGUUAUCGAUCUUCACAAAACACACAAGAGUCAGACACCAGCAGAAGCUGAACUACAUUAUCUUGAAAAUGCGAAAAAGCUCGCUAUGUACGGUGUCGAUCUGCACCCGGCAAAGGAUUCUGAGGGCGUCGACAUCAUGCUUGGCGUGUGUGCAUCCGGUUUACUCGUCUACAGAGAUAAACUCCGGAUCAAUCGAUUUGCCUGGCCGAAGAUUUUAAAAAUCUCUUACAAACGCAACAAUUUCUACAUCAAAAUCCGUCCCGGCGAGUUCGAACAGUACGAGUCGACGAUCGGCUUCAAGCUGGAAAAUCAUCGCGCAGCUAAAAAGCUAUGGAAGGCAUGCGUCGAACAUCACACCUUCUUCCGGCUGAUGACACCUGAACCGCAGCAAAAGUCGAGCCUGUUUCCGAGACUCGGCUCAAAGUACCGAUACUCUGGACGUACACAUUACGAGACGCGAAAAACACCGGUAGAGCGCCCGGCGCCAGAUUUCAAGCGUAGCUUGACCGGCAAGCGUCUUUCCAGCCGUAGCAUGGAUGCUCUAGCACAGCAAGAAAAGGAACGUGCCGCCGCCAAGGAUGCAAACAAGGACGCUAACAAACGGCACACGAUGUCACAUCCGCCGGAUCACAUUCCCGAUCUGGAUUCACCGACCCGUGGUUCUCGCAGUCCGAUCAAGAAGGACAAAAAGGAACGCAAACCGGCUGGAGGUGUUGCCGUGCUGCCAGGCGCAGGAAAGAAGGACAAACCAGAACAAGCCAGCCAAAAGGACGAAGGUCUGAAUGGAAACAAUGGACAAGCUGAUGCGCUAAAUUCAUCCGCAGAAGAAACCACAUCCCCAUCAGGCAAGCGCAAGGGUUUCCUGUUCUCAUCCGGUCGCAAGUCACCGAAGGACAAGAAAGAAACUGGCAAGGAACAACAGCCGGCUAAACUAAUGGCGGCAGCAAACGGUGACGGUAGUGCUGCGGGUAAAAAGGACCCAGCGAAGGAAGCUGUUCAGGCGCGUGCACAGGACGCAACGAACAAGCAGGUUACACCGGAGAAGCCGGGCUUUACCAAAGCGUAUGAAUAUUCGGAAAGUGAGCAGGAUCCGGCUGCACAUAAGAAGAAUGUGAAGACGCGUGGUUUCCGCUAUGACGAAGCACCGUUGCGUCAGAAUGAGGAGAACGAGCCGCAGCUGAGUCCAAACUCGCAGAGUCGCCGUGCGACUGGGUUGGCUUUCAAUUAUGCUCCGGGUGAAGAUCAGAAAGUGCGUGAGUCGGUUGAGAAGCGCAAAACACCUGGAUCUCCAGUAUCUGGCACCGCUGGAAAGCCGGACCAAUUGUCCCCGAAAUCGGCUGCUCGAGGUCUUCCUGGCGAAACUGAUGCUGAGAAGGGUGUCCGUACGAGCGCACGAUCGUACUCGCCGAACAAGGGACGCCAGGCAGUUGAUCCGCUAGCAUCCGGUGCGGGUACGUUCCGUCCGCUAGAUGACACAAGCAACGCCUUUAUUCAGGGUGAACAGGCUGGUGCAGCUGCCGCUGCCGCCGCAGCCGCUGCUGCUGCUGCUGCCGAACCGGCCAAGAAAAAGGUUAAGAUCAUGGUGAUCAUUUCGAAGUUUGAUCCCAAAACGAAGAAGGUCGAUACGGCGCAAGGUGUGGUUGAACAUUCGACCGGUGUGCUGGAUACGAAGACGGGACAGAUCGAGAGCAAGUAUGGACUGAUUGAUCCGAAGGCUGGCACGGUGGUAAACUUUAACGCUCGCACCGGCCAGAACGAAACGUUCCAGGGUCAGACGGAUCCGAAGACGGGCCAGUUGCACAUUGUCGGUGGAGUUGUAGACUCGGCCAGCGGUAAAGCGGACGAUAGUCUUGGACAGGCUAUUAUGGUCGUACCAGAUGAGGACUCUGUAGUGGAGAUCACCACCAUCACGUCCAAGGUUGAUGCCAACACGGGUAAAAUUGAUACCAUCAAUGGAGAAAUUGAAAAGAGUCGUGGAAUUCUGAACCAUCGUACUGGAAUUCUGAGCACCAAGUACGGUGACAUUAACCCGCGCACUGGCGAAUUGCGUGCAAUUGAUCCGAAAACUGGAAAACCAUCACCGGCCGCUUCUGCCGUUCGUCCAGUAACGGUCGAUCGCAACAAUGGACAGAUUAUGGUGGUCGGUGUGACUGAUCCGAAGACAAACAAGCUGGACAAUAGUCAGGCACAUUUGAUUGCGAUCGGAAAUCAGGUUGAUCCGGUAGUGGAAGUUACCUCCGUGCUCGGCAAGCUCGACAAGAAGGGUCUGGUUGAUCCGAAGACGAUUACGAUUGACAAGAGUACGGGUCAGCUGGACACGAAGGAUGGCAAGAUUAAUACUAAAUUUGGCCAGUUGGAUCUAGUGAAGCAAACUGUAACGUUUGUUGAUCCCAAGACGGGUAAGACAGAAACGAAGGAAAUCAAGGUAGAUCCAGUAACUGGGCAGGUGUUGCUGAAGAAUCAGGUGAACCCCAAGACGGGCAAAACGGACAAAGAUUACGGACGUAUCGUAUCGAUUCGCAUCGUACACAACCGUAUCGAUCCGGUCACUGGUAAGCACGUUCCAGCGGCCCCAGUUGAGGAUAAGGAUGUUCGGGUGGAUGCCAAAACCAAUCAAGUAUGGUUGCCGGAUGGUGGUAAAGAUCCGAAGACAGGUGAAACCAUCUACACCUCCAGCCAGGUCGAUCCGAAAACUGGCUUCGUCAUCACGAUCUACGGUUAUCUUAAUCCGAAAACGAACGAAAUCGAACGACAAUCCAAGAUGGAUCCUAACCUCACGAAGAUUGACCCAACGACCGGACAGAUUUAUGCCGCGACCGGCCAGGUGGACGAAAGCACCGGUGAACCAUUGUUCGCCGCCACACAAAUCAACGAAGAGGACGGCGAAAUCUACACUAAGGUAGGCCGUAUCGAUCCGAAAUCGGGCCGACUAGUCAUCAUCAAGAUCUUCAUCAUCACGAAGAAGGACGAACGGGGAAAACCGGAAGAGCUCGACGUGAGCGCUGUCGAGUUGGAUCCCGAGACGGGACACAUCCGUAACGUUGCACCGAAAACACUCUACCUGUACAAGAUGCGUGAUCCGAUCACGGGCGAAACCUACAACGUUGAUCCGAAUGAUCCGCGCAUUGCCGGUGCACGGACGACCGUAACGCAAACGAUGACACUGAGCGGUGAGAUUGAUCCCGUUACCGGGCGCAUCAAGUCCGAGUGGGGCCAUAUCGAUCCGAACACGGGCGAUAUUGAUCCGGCGACGGCUAUCCGUGAUCCAGUUACCGGGAAACUCAUCCUCAACUAUGCCGACAUCGAGCCGAGCCAUUUCGGCAAGAAUGUAACCGUGACGAAGGAAACUGUUCCGAUUACGCGCGAACAGUUCUACGAAGGCAUCAAACAUAUGGGCAAGAAGGCAACGCGCCGGGAAUCGGAAAGUUCGGACGAUGAUAUGACCGCCCAGUACGGUAAGGAAAGCAUCAAGGAGAUAGGCUCUGGUGGUGCGUUGGCGGGCAGUAAACAGAAUGCUGGCACACCGACAGUGGUGAAGACGACCACCAAACAGGUGAUCACGAAGAACGAGGACGGCGUUACGCACAAUGUUGAGGAAGAGGUGCAGAAUCUAGGCACCGGCCAGAUCGUGUACUCCACCCAGGAGCACAAGGCCGAUGCACCAACCGGUACGGAUGCAGGUAAAUUUGUGACGGCUACCGCUGUCACAACGCGCACUGCCACGACCCACGAGGAUCUGGGCACGAACGCAAAAACGCAACAGCUCGAAGAGAAAACGGUAGCCACCACCACUACCCAGCACGGUGAGCGACAGGAACAGCGAGUUAUUACGCAGGAAGUCAAAACGACGGCCACCGUUACGAGUGGCGAUCAGUAUGCGCGCCGUGACAGUGUCUCAUCGUCGAGUUCCGGCGAUUCCGGAACACCGAUCGAUGGCCCGUACGGAGACGAUUCGCUAUCGGAAGUGAUCUACAACAAGUCCUACACGGGAGCGGAUAACGUUGUUGGUGCCUCACAGAUUCCGGAAGGACCGAACGUGGAACAUCGGCGCGUGGUGUUGGAUGAUCUUGCCGAGGGUGGUACAACUACUCACGGCGAAAUUGUAUCGUCCCAGACGGUAUCCAGCAAAACGCGAACCGUCGAAACAAUUACCUACAAAACGGAACGGGACGGUGUAGUGGAGACGCGCGUCGAACAGAAGAUCACUAUACAGUCCGAUGGCGAUCCAAUCGAUCAUGACAAGGCCCUUGCUGAGGCAAUUCAGGUUGCUUCACUUAAAAUCAAUAUCAACCCUUUCGAUCGCCGGGAAGCAGCCCGUAGAUAUCUGCUGCACACAAGCCAAACACCCCUGACCGAGUUUCAUUCGACGAAACCGGGCAACGGGCAAUCAUCUUCCCAGGGCCGUCCUACGGAUGCGAAAUGA